This is a messenger RNA of Aureobasidium subglaciale EXF-2481, 1632 nucleotides long. RefSeq lists its product as uncharacterized. The transcript is spliced from 3 exons. The record is from RefSeq and is a predicted model, not a curated record. Gene Ontology annotation, biological process: translation. Gene Ontology annotation, molecular function: structural constituent of ribosome. Gene Ontology annotation, cellular component: ribosome; mitochondrial small ribosomal subunit. The coding region runs from base 1 to 1632 and encodes 543 amino acids. NCBI's taxonomy places the organism in Eukaryota, Fungi, Ascomycota, Dothideomycetes, Dothideales, Saccotheciaceae.
AUGAUUCUGCGACCAAUAGCUUUACGGCAGGGCCACAGAGCGGUGGCCAGGCCUGUCCGAUGCCUUCACUCGUCGGCCACUCACCUGCAACACCCCCAGCAAUCCAUUGAUCCCGACUCGUACUCGUUCUCCUCGCGCGUUCAGCCUCCCGUGGACGGCGACCAGAUUGCGAGAGACUAUCGCGCCUUCAAGCAUCACCAGGAAGUCACAAACUCCAUCGGUUCCGUCGUUGCUCCCAAAUACCAGCCGCAUACCCAAAUCACAAAACCCCCGACGCCCGAAGACAUCUCGCUCGAACUCCUCCUUGCCUCGCAAACACAUCUGGGGCAUUCCACCUCGCUCUGGAACCCCGCCAAUGCCCGCUACAUCUUUGGUGUGCGUCAGGGUGUUCAUAUUAUCUCGCUCGACCAGACCGCCUCCCACUUGCGCAGAGCAUGUGCCGUCGUCCGUGGCGUUGCUCAGCGUGGCGGCUUGAUCCUGUUUGUUGGUACCCGUGAAGGCCAGGAGAGAAUCGUCGUCAAGGCUGCUGAACUGGCAGGUGGCUGUCAUUUGUUCGAUCGCUGGAUUCCUGGAAGCAUUACCAAUGGCCCUCAAAUUCUUGGCAGAUGUCGCACGAGGGUUGUUGACGAGAACGACAAGGAGAUCAAGGGCUUCGAGGAGCAGCUCGAGGCAAAGGGUGCUCUUAAGCCCGAUUUGGUCGUCUGCUUGAACCCCAUCGAGAACUACGUCCUGCUGCACGAGUGCGGUCUCAACAACAUCCCUACUAUUGGUGUUGUCGACACUGACGCAAACCCUACUUGGGUCACUUACCCUAUCCCAGCCAACGAUGACAGUCUCCGUUCCAUCAACCUCAUUGGAGGUGUCCUUGGUCGUGCUGCAGAGUCCGGCAAGAAGUGGCGUCUGGGCAAGGCUGCCACUGGCAAUGUCACAUACGCAGCUAGCCACAACUUGAACCCCCCAACAGCUGACCAAAUCGCCGCUGCCCACGCAGCCGAGCGCUCGUUUGCCAAGAAUGACCCCUUCAAGCAAGAUUCUGAUCAACGUAUUGUUACCUCGGCCGCUCCUGCCGAAGAGGACGUCAGGAUUCAAGAGAAGGUCGGCAUGACUAUGAUGAGUGCAUAUGAAUAUGCCCAAUUCGCAGACUUCGACCAGGAAGCUGUUGGUGCUGCUUUCGACAUGCACUCUCCCGACAGUAAAGCUCCGGAGUCGACAGAGCUCGCCGAACUGAGAGAGAAGCUGCGCCGUAGCCGUGCUGCCUUCGACCUGCCUUCUGAUGGCGAGCCAUCUUACUUUGAGAGCAAGCAGGUUGACCCAGAGAUGGGAGCUGAGCUUGAAGAAGAGGCGCAGAGCAUUAUGGAUGAGCCCAUGACUCAACAGGAAGCUGCUGCGCUACACUCCCAGGAAGGUGGCAAGGGUCAGAACCCCUACGAGGGUGGUAGUUACCGUGGCGCUCUCAAGAUUCGCAAGAAUGCUGUCGACCCUACUCUUAGCAGAAUGAUCGCCCUCAAGAGAAAAGCGUACGGCGAGGAGCUGUCUGCUGAGGACACCGAGGUGCUACGCAAGCUCGACGAGGCAGCCAAGAGCAAGCCUGCGCUUGACGAGGGUGACUUGGCUCUCAGACGCACUUCGUAG